Messenger RNA from Leptinotarsa decemlineata (Colorado potato beetle), 1750 nucleotides. Its product is annotated as RUS family member 1. The record is from RefSeq and is a predicted model, not a curated record. Lineage: Eukaryota; Metazoa; Arthropoda; Insecta; Coleoptera; Chrysomelidae.
UGGUUAAAGCAUAACCUGAAAGAAACAAAAUACGCAAAAUACGCAUAUUGUUUAAAUUUUAUAGAAUUUCAGAAAAACAAAAUAAUACGUUUAAAAUACAUGGAGCCGCAUAGUUGAAUGUUUAUUGUUCACUGUUCAAGAAGACAUUUUGGCAUUUCAGCGCUUAUAUCUCAGGCGCUAAUUGCCAAAAUUUUAUAAUAGGUUAUUUAAAUUUUAUAUUUUGAUAUGUUGAUGAAUUUAAAACCUGGAAAAUAUUUGAUGCCACUUUUGUGAAAUAUUAUGGAUAGUAAUAUACUGAUAAAGGAACAAUGUGGCUCUGUUGGAAAUAUCAUAGCCUAUGCCAGCAGUGGAAGAAAUGAAAUUAUUUGUAUCAAUCCAAAAAGAACCAUUACUGCACCCAUUCAUUUUAUUCUUCACUUCUUACGUGAAGUUUUACUGCCAUAUGGAUACCCAGAAAGUGUAAGCGAAGAUUAUUUAGAAUAUCAACUAUGGGAUACAGCUCAAGCAUUUUGUAGCACCAUCACAGGUGCAUUUACUACCAGAGCGGUAUUGAAAGGUGUUGGAGUGGGCGAUUCAGAAGCUACUGCAUUAUCUGCAGCUAUUACAUGGAUAAUGAAAGAGGGAACAGGGAUGCUGGGAAGGAUCAUAUUUGCAUGGUGGAAAGGAAGCGGUCUGGAUUCAGACUGCAAAAAAUGGAGACUAUUUGCUGACAUUCUAAAUGAUGUUGCAAUGUCAAUUGAACUUCUACUCCCGUUCAUUGGUGCCUUUUCUAUGCAAAUUUUGUGUGUUACUUCUGUGAUGAAAUCAAUUGUAGGCAUUGCUGGUGGAGCAACUAGAGCUUCCAUAACCAACCAUCAGGCAAUAAAAAAUAAUAUGGCUGAGAUAUCUGCAAAAGACGGAACUCAAGAAACUGUGGUAAAUUUAGUAGCAAGUAUUGCUAGCAUUUACUUGUUGAAUAUUUUCAAUGGAACAUUUUCGGAAUGGAUAUUUAUUUUUUCUCUCAUGGCACUACACUUGCUCACCAACUACUGGGCUGUAAAAUCAUUAAUAUUUAGGAAUUUAAAUGAUCAAAGACUAGCCAUAGUCCUCAGAACAUACCUUACAGUUGGUACUAUUAUGAAUCCAAAGAAAACUAAUGAAAAAGAAGUUGUGAUUUUAGGAUUUGGAAGAAAAGUAAGCGACUUCUGUGGUUUCAAGAUAGUAAUGGGAAUGUCACUGAAAAAAGUAUUACAUACUAUGGCGGCGGCCGAAUUUCUACAGACCUUGGCACUUUACAAAACUAAGAACUAUUUCCUAAUUGUCGAUAUUUCUAAUGGGACAAUUUAUAUCUCCUUUGAAAAGGGAGAAUAUCCUGAGUCAGUGAUCGCUGCUUAUUUUCAUGCAGUAGUUUUAGGAAUUGCAACCUGUAUAUAUAAUGGAAUGGAUUUGGACAUAUAUUCUAAAAGGCAACUUCAUCACCGUACCCCGAUAACUAGAUUGUACACCUUCAUGAAAUCAUUUGACAAAUCUAGUACAUACCAAAAUAUACCUUAUGAACACUUGGUAGACUUUGAGGAAUUCCUGAAAAAAGAAUAUUCCAUGUUUCAUACUGCCUUACAGCUGAAUGAUUGGGUUUUGACGUCGCAUGCUUUGAAUGUGGGCGAGUGGAGAACAGAAUGGAAAUCGUAUGACAAGAAAUUAAACUGAAGUACAAAACAUUUCCAAAAACUUUUGUAACUUUCCUAAUAAAAUACUGUGAGUAUUCAAGUUA